Peromyscus eremicus (cactus mouse) is the source of this 3971-nucleotide messenger RNA. It is a transcript of the gene Eif5, whose product is annotated as eukaryotic translation initiation factor 5. Gene Ontology annotation, biological process: formation of cytoplasmic translation initiation complex; translational initiation; formation of translation preinitiation complex. Gene Ontology annotation, molecular function: eukaryotic initiation factor eIF2 binding; translation initiation factor activity; GDP-dissociation inhibitor activity. Lineage: Eukaryota; Metazoa; Chordata; Mammalia; Rodentia; Cricetidae. Gene Ontology annotation, cellular component: cytosol. The record is from RefSeq and is a predicted model, not a curated record. Bases 723 to 2021 code for a protein of 432 amino acids. The transcript has 13 exons.
CCUUAGUCUCCUCAAUGGCCUACUACUCAGAAACACAAAGUUCUAGUCCACAAAGAGUUGAUUUUAACUCAGGGGACUAAUUCAGACUGAACAGACUCCGAGACACCAAUGUCUAAACAACCAGCCAGGCAGUUUACUCAUUUACUUCUUCAGCAACUAUUCAUGUCAGCUUCCCAGUGCCAAAAUGCACAACCCAUGGACAAGGAUUUCAUAAGCACCCAGUGUCCAUUAUUUAACCAACUCAAACCACGCAGCUGCUAAGCCAGGUUGCUGCUCUCAGAAGCCUCAAGAAGUUCGAACAGGGCUCUGGUCAAUCUCAGGUCGCCAGGCUCGGCGCUGCUGGUGUGGACGCGGACGUCGCUGGGACAGCCCCUCCCGCUGCUCGGCGGCGGCACCUGCCCAGCCGCCCCUCCGCUCGCCGCCCGCCCCGCCGCUCCGGACCCGGUUUCCAGCGCCUCUUCCUCCCAGUCCCGGGCGAGCCGCGUUGGGUUUAUGUCUUUAUUUGACGAAAACGAGCUGUUGCGCAGCCAUUGGUACCUGUAUUGGGGAAACAUAGCAUACAAGCAAGAAGCUUACAGCCUCAGUGGCGAAAAUUUUUUCAUGUCAGAGACCGAGAACUCUUGCAGUCGUUUAUGUCAUCCCUUCUUCUCCAGACAGAAGAUACCAAAAAGUUGCAAUCAAAGAUCUGUUCAUCUUAUUGAUAAAGUCACUAAUAAGCCAAAAUGUCUGUCAACGUCAACCGCAGCGUGUCAGACCAGUUCUAUCGCUACAAGAUGCCCCGUUUGAUUGCCAAGGUUGAGGGCAAAGGAAAUGGAAUCAAGACAGUUAUAGUCAACAUGGUUGACGUUGCAAAGGCGCUUAAUCGGCCUCCAACGUAUCCCACCAAAUAUUUUGGUUGUGAGCUGGGAGCACAGACCCAGUUUGAUGUUAAGAAUGACCGUUACAUUGUCAAUGGAUCUCAUGAGGCGAAUAAGCUGCAAGACAUGUUGGAUGGAUUCAUUAAAAAAUUUGUUCUUUGUCCUGAGUGUGAGAAUCCUGAAACAGAUCUGCAUGUCAAUCCAAAGAAGCAAACAAUAGGUAAUUCUUGUAAAGCCUGUGGGUACCGAGGCAUGCUUGACACACAUCAUAAACUCUGUACAUUCAUUCUCAAAAACCCACCUGAGAACAGUGACAGUGGUACAGGAAAGAAAGAAAAGGAAAAGAAAAAUAGAAAGGGCAAGGACAAGGAAAAUGGCUCCGUAUCCAGCAGUGAGACACCACCACCACCUCCACCACCAAAUGAAAUUAGUCCUCCUCCACAUGCUGUGCAGGAAGAAGAGGAGGAUGAUGAUUGGGGGGAGGAUACAACAGAGGAAGCUCAGAGGCGCAGAAUGGAUGAAAUCAGUGACCAUGCAAAAGUUCUGACACUCAGCGAUGAUUUGGAAAGAACUAUAGAAGAGCGUGUUAACAUCCUGUUUGAUUUUGUUAAGAAAAAGAAAGAAGAGGGCAUUAUUGAUUCAUCUGAUAAAGAAAUUGUUGCUGAGGCAGAAAGACUGGAUGUAAAAGCUAUGGGUCCUCUUGUUUUGACUGAAGUUCUCUUUAACGAGAAGAUAAGAGAGCAGAUCAAGAAAUACAGGCGCCAUUUCUUAAGAUUUUGUCAUAACAACAAAAAGGCUCAGCGGUACCUUCUUCAUGGUUUGGAAUGUGUGGUAGCAAUGCAUCAAGCUCAGCUGAUCUCUAAGAUUCCACAUAUCUUGAAGGAGAUGUAUGAUGCAGACCUUUUAGAAGAGGAGGUCAUCAUCAGCUGGUCGGAAAAGGCCUCUAAGAAAUACGUCUCAAAAGAACUUGCCAAAGAGAUUCGUGUCAAAGCAGAACCAUUUAUUAAAUGGUUGAAGGAAGCAGAGGAAGAAUCUUCUGGUGGUGAAGAAGAAGAUGAAGAUGAAAAUAUUGAGGUGGUAUAUUCGAAGACUGCCAGUGUACCAAAAGUUGAAACUGUGAAGUCUGACAACAAGGAUGAUGACAUUGAUAUUGAUGCCAUUUAAAAGGAUGGAUGCAACUUAGCUUAACAGUGUAAUGCUGCAAAUUUUUCUCCAUUAUCAGCCAGAAGUGCAACAUGUAUGUGCAAAAGCUCAAAUGGCUUAACAUCAUGCUACACUUGAUACUAAAAAGCUAUUACUGUGAGUGGUCUAUAAUUAAGCCCAAUGAGACAUCUAGGGAGUCCAUACUUAUCAGUGAGCAGUUGUAGUUUGCUUAUUUAUAGCAUGUUUCUUUUGGAAAAACUAGUGGUGGACACAUUUGGAUCACAUUUAUACAGUUACUAAAAAAUAAAGAUUUGAUUUUGGUCAUUCUUCAGACUUUGGGCUCUGAAUGGCUUAUACUGAAGUAAUUGGCUACUUAUAGGACGUUACACCAUUUAACUUAAGGUCCUUGAGCCUGGUAGAUUGCAGGUGCUGAAACUUACAGAAUGCAAACCAUUGUAAUGACCUUUCUCAGCCAUUAAGAAAUGGGAUAUUUUAAAAGUUGUAUCUCCAGUCCUCAUCUGUUCAGAUUGGCAACUGAUAAUUCUUGUCAUUCUAAGUGAGACUGAUGAAUAAAUAACAGUGUGACAUCUUCAUGAGAAGUAAAAACAACCUGUUUGUCCUAUGGUUUUAAGAGCAAGUUUUGAAAUUUGGAGUUGUGAUUUUUCAGUUUGUGUACACUCACCCCAAAUUGUAGUCUUUGGAGUCAUGUGCUUUGCACAUUUAUGAGCCAGGGAAAUAAUUAACAAAUAAGUAUUUUGUGUGUAUUUAGUGGUUGCUUUGUAAUGAGAGAAAAAGCUUUGAGGUGUGGUUAAAUCGUAAACUCUGGUUCUAUUUGGGAGAAACAGGAAAAGGUGCACUUAAUUCCUAGCUAAAACAGCAUAAUUGUUCAGCUUUUACCCUUAAAUUAUAAUUUCAAGAUGUUUAGACAUACUGUAUCUUGUGUUUGAUGUGUUCUCCCCACCCCACCUCCUAAUAUUAUGGUUUAUUCUUCAAUGCCUUUUAAUUUGGAUAUAAUAGCUUGUACUUUAGAUUUUGGUUGCUAUCUUGCCAAAAUAAGUGUUAUUGUGUUUCAAGCUUGAUGCCCUUCCCCCCAAUUGUCUUAUUUAAAGAGAAAGUUAAAAUCAUACUUCUGAGUCAGAGCCUGUAUUUUGGUGUAAGACUUGGGAUGUUUUUUACUUCACAUUGAAUAUAGUUGGGCACCUGAGAAGUCUGGUGAUGGCCACUGGGUGGGUGUAGUUGCUAGGGCCUGACCAGCCCAUUCAGAGCCUUGAACUUCAGACACAAGUGAAUUCCUUACCCAUUAGCUGGUGUAAACUCCAUCUGGGUUCCUGAUUAUAUUUGCAUACUCGUCUUCAACAUUAAAAACUUAUCGUAUAUACUCCUUUCCACAAAAGUGCAUUCUGGGAGUUAAGAACCCAGGUGGUUAAUUUGUGUGGCAUACUAACUCAUAACAUUGUUUAGAUCUUAUCUUUUAUGUCAUCCAUCUCACAGAUUAUAAAACUUUAAUAAAUAUGUAAAUUUUUUGCAUUGAAAUGAUACAAAUUUUUGGUAAAAUUAAAACCUUGAGUCCGCUGAGCAUGGAAUGGGAGCCAUAUACCUGGAAUGGUAACAAGGGAAUAUGCAGUGUCACACCAAAGAAGAGGUAUUUGCAAACUCAUUUUGUAAGUUUCAGAUUCUUUGUUGCAUGGCCCGACCAUCCAUUUGUCAUCAUGAGAUUCUCAAGUAGAUCAGCAUAUUCAACCUCAGGCUGGUAAGAUUUUUGUCUUAGAGCAGUCACAGUCAGGUCUUAAAUACUGAGGAAGGGGCUUGGGCUUCAGCCACUGUUCUGUCUGGUGCCAAACCAGUGGGGUUCAAAUUCACACAAUCUGGGGUUUAAGAGUAAUCAAUCGUUCAUUGCUCUAUUAAGGUGUCUUAAAAAGUUUCCUGUUUCAAACAGCUACAUUACUUGAUUAAAACAAUGUUAAAAUUAAA